Molecule: messenger RNA, 965 nt
Organism: Silurus meridionalis
Lineage: Eukaryota; Metazoa; Chordata; Actinopteri; Siluriformes; Siluridae
Gene: hmgn2
Product: high mobility group nucleosomal binding domain 2
Exons: 6
Coding region: 206-433 (75 amino acids)
Biological process (GO): chromatin organization
Cellular component (GO): nucleus; chromatin
Molecular function (GO): nucleosomal DNA binding
Source: RefSeq, a predicted model, not a curated record
GGGAAAUCUGGUUCAAACCGGUUUCCUAUCUUAAUAUUUCAAUAUAAAAAACUAAAUAAACAUACACAGCCGUUAUUGUAUUUAACACAGCGUGAGGAGAGCACGACGGUGUCUCGCGUCCGGAAACCUUAGGUCCAGACAAAAAAAAAAAACCUGAUUUUUUUCUAAUUUUUUUUUUGUGUCCUUUGCCUACUUAAAAGCCAGGAUGCCUAAAAGAAAGGCCGAUGGAGAUAAGGCUGCCAAAGCCAAGGAAGAGCCAACCAGGCGCUCUGCAAGACUUUCUGCCAAGCCUGCUCCUCCCAAGCCAGCCCCCAAGCCUAAGAAAGCUGCCCCCAAGAAAGCAGCCAAAGGGAAGAAGGGAAAUCCUGCUGAGAAUGGAGACGCCAAGGCAGAGCAGGCGCAAAAGGCUGAAGCCGCAGCAGACGCCAAAUGAAAAGCCAAGCAAUUGUUUAAUGCUUCUGUGUCUUUGGUGACUGUACAGUUUGAAAUAACUAUUUUUUACCAAGUUUUAUAUUAAGAAUAUCGUUUAUAGUUUGUUGUUUGCCUCCAUGUCCAUUUUUAAUGAAGCCGCCCAUGCUAAAAUGUUUUGCCCUCGCUUAAUUGGUUUUCAAACUCCUGGACAGUUUUCUGGGUCUUUUAAUUAUCUUUUAGACACCAAACAUUCUCAUAAGGCAGCUAUAGUGUGUUUUAAACUGUUCUUGUGUGCUUACAGAAAUACUGUAUUUUAAUUCUUGCAUUAUGUUCUUAUUAACAUAGAUAAAACCAUAAAAGCAAUCGAUAAAUUUUUGAACAGAAAGUCAACCAUGAAUAAAUUCAGAAUAUGAAGUCUCCAAACAGUAAAAAAAAAAAAAAAAAAAAAGUUUUUAUUUUAAGUUAUAUACACCUGUAUUGGAAAGAUGAUUUGUGAAUUCUAAAAUCACUUGUUCUAAAUGGUUUUCAAUAAAAUAAAGAUUUCAGAAAAUGUA